Messenger RNA from Drosophila serrata, 6472 nucleotides. RefSeq names its product neurogenic protein mastermind (gene mam). Gene Ontology annotation, biological process: positive regulation of transcription by RNA polymerase II; Notch signaling pathway; chromatin remodeling. Gene Ontology annotation, cellular component: chromatin; nucleus; nuclear speck. Gene Ontology annotation, molecular function: transcription coactivator activity. Lineage: Eukaryota; Metazoa; Arthropoda; Insecta; Diptera; Drosophilidae. The record is from RefSeq and is a predicted model, not a curated record.
UCGACGCGUUCGGUUGCGGAGCGCGGUUUCUUUGUUUGUUUUCGGCCGCCAACCGCUCGAAAUAUUCGAAAACUCGUAAAAAUCAACUAAACUAAAGUGUGCUAAACUGUGCAAACAACCAGAAUGCAAAAAUGUGUGCAUAAAAGUGACAAAUAACGAAAUGAAAAACCAAGUUCGCGAGCGGCGUUCCUUGUUUCCGUGUGUUUUGGUUUUUAACUCCCGCAAGCUGCUUAACCAAACGUAGCGGUGUUUCAAAGUAACCCAGUAACAGUGUUUGAAAGCAACCUUAUUAUAAAUUUUUAUUCGGAUUAAAAGUCAAGCAAUUAUCAGUGCUAAAUAAAAAUAAACAAAAAAAAUAUCGGAAUAAAAUUGGAUUAUCGCCGAGGGGAAAGGAACUAAAAGACUUGCCACAAGAUGUUGACUUGGCCUUUUUGUGGCUACUUCCACCUGCCUGAGCAGCAGCGAUAUUGCUUCACGUAGACUUGGGCACUUCCGGUUACUUCCAAAAAGAAAACCAUCAGCACAAGCAACACUGCCAGAUAUCAGAUAUAUAUCAGAUAUAGAUAAGAGAUCGAUAUAUAUAUAAACAUAUAUAUAUAUAUAUUCGCCGCCGACGUCGACGCCUUGUUCUUCGCGAUUUCGUCGCCGUCAGCGUUCGCCGCCGACUGAGACGAAAGCUGCGAAGCAACGAGCGCCAGCGAAAGCCUCACCACGGACGCAUUUAUGGAUGCGGGCGGCCUGCCAGUCUUCCAGAGCGCCAGCCAAGCAGCCGUCGCCCAGCAGCAGCAGCAGCAGCAACAGCAACAACACCUGAAUCUCCAGUUGCACCAGCAGCACCUGGGACUACACCUGCAACAGCAACAGCAGCUGCAAUUGCAACAACAGCAGCAGCAGCAGCAGCAGCAACAGCACAAUGUCCAGGCGCAGCAGCAGCAGCAAAUCCAAGUGCAGCAGCAACAGCAACAGCAGCAGCAGCAGCAGCAACACUCGCCCUACAAUGCCAAUCUGGGAGGAGGAAACGGCAUUGCUGGAAUCCCUGGCGGCAACGGAACUGGCGGCCCUACAAAUCCUGGAGCGUUACCCUCGGCCACCGGCGAGUCCGGUGGAAUGCCAGCCAAGAGGCAACCCAUCGUUGACAGGCUGCGACGCCGCAUGGAAAACUACCGGCGGCGUCAGACGGACUGUGUGCCGCGUUAUGAGCAGGCAUUUAGCACCGUUUGUGAGCAACAGAAUCAGGAGACAACCGCCCUGCAGAAGCGAUUCCUUGAGAGCAAGAACAAGCGGGCGGCCAAGAAGACAGACAAGAAGUUGCCGGAUCCAAAUCAGCAGCAGCAGCAGCAGCAACAACAUCAGCAACACCAGCAGCAGCAGCAGCAACAUCAGCAGCAGCAACACCAGCAGCACUUACAGCAGCACCAGACCAUGUUAGCCGGACAGCUGCAGAGCAGUGUUCAUGUGCAACAAAAAUUCCUGAAACGACCUGCGGAGGAUGUUGACAAUGGCGCUGACAACUUUGAGCCGCCGCACAAAUUGCCCAAUAAUAACAACAACAAUAACAACAACAAUAGCAGCAAUAGCAACCAAAAUAACAACAAUGGCAAUCCGAAUGCCAACAACAACAACAAUGGCAACAACAAUACCGGCGGCAACAACAACACGAACAAUGCGAAUAGCAACAACAACAACAAUGGCAAUGGCAAUGGCAAUACUAACACCAACAACAACAACAACAACGGCUCGGAAAAUCUAAGCAAAUUCUCAGUGGAAAUUGUGCAACAUUUGGAGUUCACCACAUCAGCGGCAAAUUCACAGCCGCAACAGAUCAGCACGAAUGUCACAGUGAAGGCGCUGACCAACACCUCGGUGAAGAGCGAACCAGGAGUUGGAGUUGGAGUUGGAGUUGGAGGAGGCGGAGGUGGUGGUGGCAACGGGAACGGUAACAACGGAGGAGGAGGCGGCGGAGGAGGAGGAGGCGGCGGCGGCGGCGGAGGGGGAGGAGCCAAUAAUAACGGUGGGGGUGGUGGCAACGGCAACAACGGAGGUGAUCAUCACCAGCAGCAGCAGCAGCAGCAAGGCGGCGGACUGGGAGGCCUCGGCAAUAAUGGAAGGGGCGGCGGACCCGGUGGCAUGGCCACGGGUCCCGGCGUUGGUGGCAAUGUUGGCAACCUGGGAGUCGGCGGUAACCUAGGCAACCUGGGUCUGCCACCCAAUAUGAUGUCCGCCCAGCAAAAGUCCGCCCUCGGCAAUCUGGCCAAUUUGGUGGAAUGCAAACGAGAACCGGAUCAUGAUUUUCCGGAUCUCGGUUCCCUGGACAAGGAUGGCGGCGGUGGGCAGUUCCCUGGCUUUCCGGAUCUCCUCGGUGACGAUAACUCGGAGAACAACGACACCUUUAAGGAUCUCAUCAAUAACCUGCAGGACUUCAAUCCCAGUUUCCUCGAUGGCUUCGAUGAGAAGCCGCUGCUGGACAUCAAGACCGAGGAUGGCAUCAAGGUGGAGCCACCGAAUGCCCAGGAUCUGAUCAAUAGCCUGAAUGUGAAGUCGGAGGGUGGAUUGGGACAUGGCUUCGGUGGCUUUGGCCUGAAUCUCGGCGAUAAUACAGGAAUGAAGAUGCGUGGCGGCGGCAACCAAGGCGGCGGCGGUGGUGGCUUUCCCAAUGGUCCAAACAACGGCGGCGGUGGCGGAGGCAAUGUGGCUUCCAAUGUUGCCCCCAACUCUGCCGGCAACUCUGGUAAUCUCAUGUCCGAGCAUCCGCUGGCCGCUCAGACACUCAAGCAAAUGGCGGAACAGCAUCAGCACAAGAAUGCCAUGGGCGGAAUGGGUGGAUUCCCGCGUCCACCUCAUGGCAUGAAUCCCCAGCAGCAGCAGCAGCAGGCGCAACAGCAGGCGCAGCAGCAGCAGCAGCAUGGCCAGAUGAUGGGGCAAGGUCAGCCGAAUCGUUACAAUGACUACGGCGGCGGCUUUCCCAAUGAUUUUGGUCUGGGCCCCAACAACCCCCAGCAGCAGCAGCAGCAGCAACAGCAGCCGCAGCAGCAACAUUUGCCGCCUCAGUUCCAUCAGAAGGGUCCGGGUCCCGGAGCUGGAAUGAAUGUGCAGCAAAGUUUCCUGGACAUUAAACAGGAGCUAUUUUAUUCCUCUCAAAACGACUUCGAUCUCAAGCGUCUGCAGCAGCAGCAGGCCAUGCAGCAGCAGCAGCAACAUCACCAGCAGCAGCAGCAGCCCAAAAUGGGAGGUGUGCCCCAGUUCAACAAGCAGCAGCAGCAGCAGCAACAGGUGCCCCAGCAGCAGCAACUGCAACAGCAAUACUCGCCCUUCAGCAACCAAAACGCCAAUGCAGCGGCCAACUUCCUUCGCGGCCCGAAUGGCAAUCAGCAGCAGCAGCAGCCAGGCAACCUGCCGCAGCAGCAACAACCCGGCGGCGGACCACAGCAGCAGCAACAGCAACAGCAGCAGCAGCAACGCAAUGGCAAUGGGCAGCAAAACAAUCCGAACAACGGCCCUGGUGGCAAUGCCGGCAACACGCCGCAGCAGCAACAGCAGCAGCAGCAACAACAGGCAACAACCACCACGUUGCAGAUGAAGCAAACGCAGCAGCUACACAUUAGCCAGCAGGGAGGAGGAGCCCAUGGCAUUCAGGUGUCCGCUGGCCAGCAUCUUCACCUGAGUGGCGACAUGAAGAGCAAUGUUUCGGUGGCCGCCCAGCAAGGUGUCUUCUUUAGCCAGCAGCAGGCACAGCAGCAGCAGCAGCAGCAGCCCGGUGGCAACAAUGGACCCAAUCCCCAGCAGCAGCCGCAUGGCGGCAAUGCCGCUGGAGGCGUGAAUGUGGGUGUUGGAGGCGUGGGCGUGGGCGUAGGAGUGGGCAACGGUGGUCCCAAUCCCGGACAGCAGCAGCAGCAGCAACCAAAUCAAAACAUGAGCAAUGCAAAUGUUCCCUCCGAUGGCUUCUCGCUCUCCCAAAGCCAAAGCAUGAACUUCAACCAGCAGCAGCAGCAGCAGCAGCAACAGGCAGCUGCACAGCAGCAGCAGGUGCCUCCGAAUAUGCGCCAGCGUCAGACGCAGGCCCAGGCAGCGGCUGCAGCAGCGGCGGCAGCAGCAGCGCAGGCGCAGGCGGCGGCCAAUGCCAGCGGUCCCAAUGUACCGCUCAGCAUGCAGCAGCCGCAGGUUGGAGUCGGAGUAGGAGCUGGCCUGGGCCCCGGCCUGGGGGUCAAUGGCGGACCUGGCGGACCCGGUGGUCCCAACAACGGUGCAAUGAAUCAGAUGGGCGGACCCAUGGGCGGCAUGCCGGGCAUGCAGAUGGGUGGACCCAUGAACCCGAUGCAAAUGAAUCCGAAUGCCGGCGGACCCAGUGCCCAGCAGAUGAUGAUGGGCGGCGGCAAUGGUGUUGGCGGCGUCGGUGGCCCCGGUCCCGGACCAGGUCCUGGUGGACCCAAUCCCAACCAGGCCAAGUUCCUGCAGCAGCAGCAGAUGAUGCGCGCCCAGGCGAUGCAGCAGCAGCAGCAGCACAUGUCCGGUGCCCGUCCACCGCCGCCCGAGUACAAUGCCACCAAGGCGCAGCUGAUGCAGGCCCAGAUGAUGCAGCAGACAGUGGGCGGUGGCGGUGUGGGCGUGGGCGUUGGUGUCGGAGUCGGAGGCGUGGGAGGAGUAGGCGUGGGUGGCGCCAACGGUGGGCGCUUUCCCAACAGCGCUGCCCAGGCGGCGGCCAUGCGGCGCAUGACCCAGCAACCCAUCCCGCCUUCCGGACCCAUGAUGCGGCCCCAGCAUGCGAUGUACAUGCAGCAGCAGCAGCAGCACGGCGGAGCAGGCGGCGGUCCCCGAGGUGGCGGCAUGGGUGGACCCUAUGGCGGCGGAGCGGGACCCAUGGGCGGCGGUCCACAGCAGCAGCAGCAGCGUCCGCCAAAUGUCCAGGUAACACCCGACGGCAUGCCCAUGGGCUCGCAGCAGGAGUGGCGGCACAUGAUGAUGUCGCAGCAGCAGCAGAACCAGAUGGGCUUCGGCGGACCCGGCGGACCCAUGCGACAGGGUCCCGGUGGCUUCAAUGGGGGCAACUUUAUGCCCAAUGGCGCUCCCAAUGCAGCUGGCAAUGGACCCAAUGCCGGUGGCAUGAUGUCCGGCCCGCAAGUGCCACAGAUGCAGAUGACGCCGGCGCAAAUGCAGCAGCAACUGAUGCGCCAGCAGCAGCAGCAGCACAUGGGCGGACCUGGCGGCGGCAACAACCAGAUGCAGAUGCAGCAACUCCUGCAGCAGCAGCAGCAGCAGUCUGGAGGCAACAGCAUGAUGGCCAGCCAGAUGCAAAUGUCCAGCAUGCACAUGAGCCAGACCCAGCAGCAGCAGCAGAUCACCAUGCAGCAGCAGCAGUUUGUGCAGAGCACCACCACCACGACGCACCAGCAGCAGAUGCAGAUGCAGAUGGGCCCCGGUGGCGGCGGUGGAGCGGGCAAUGGCGGUGUGCCGGCAAGCAACAAUAAUGGUGGCGGCGGCGGGGCAGGUGGCUCGGCGGUUGUUGGUGGCGGCGGUGGCGGUGGCAACUCCACAACGACCAUUGCCAGUGCCAGCUCCAUAAGCCAAACGAUCAACUCGGUGGUGGCCAACUCGAAUGACUUGUGUCUCGAAUUCCUGGACAACCUGCCCGUGGACAGCAACUUCUCCACGCAGGAUCUGAUCAAUUCCCUCGACAAUGACAACUUCAAUCUGCAGGACUUCAACAUGCCGUAGAUGCAGCCACUGGCCACCACUAGCACCACUAGCACCACCUCCAACCUCCAACCACCAUAACCAUAACCACCACGAUGUUGCCUCAGUUUUGUUUAGGUUUUAUUUUUUGUAUUUUGUAUUUUUUUUGUUGCCACACUGUUGUUGUUACUGACCCCGCCCCGUUCCGGCCUCCCACCCGCGUUCCUGCCAACGAAAGUUAUUUUGUUUGUUAUAUUUGUGUGUGUGUGUCUGAGUGUGUGAGUGUGUGUCUGCAUGUGAGUGUGAAUUUAUUCCUAAGCUAAGUUCGUUCGUCUCUAAAUGUACUCCAAUUUCCGCGGGCUCCAUUGUAUUGUAUUUCGUAAUUGUAAUUGUAAUUUUAUGUAUUAUUAGCGAGAGAUAUACAUUGCUAGCGAGAGCUGUUCCCAAGGUCCAAAGGCAGCCUGUGGGCGUGGCAGCAGCAACACAUUCCAUAUAUAAUGCAACACAAACGGAACGAAAGAAAAUUAGGGAAAUUCGAAAAGUAUUUGCAAGUACUUUAAAAAAAAACCAAUAAGAAACCGAUUUACACAGGCAGACUUCCUUUAACUAAAAAAAGAAUAGAAAAGAAAACACUUAAGCACUUGUACUUAAUGCAAAUUUUGAGUGCCACGCCCAUGGGGAUCGCUGUGCCGCCCCUUUUUCGUUUCGAUUACUUAAGCAACAGCGAAAGGGAGAAGAAGCAUAAAAGGGAUAGAAAGCAGAAACGCAAAAAGAACCAACAAAACAAAACAAAAACAAAAAGGAA